This is a messenger RNA of Gasterosteus aculeatus aculeatus (three-spined stickleback), 3491 nucleotides long. RefSeq lists its product as uncharacterized. The record is from RefSeq and is a predicted model, not a curated record. Gene Ontology annotation, cellular component: nucleus. Gene Ontology annotation, biological process: regulation of transcription by RNA polymerase II. NCBI's taxonomy places the organism in Eukaryota, Metazoa, Chordata, Actinopteri, Perciformes, Gasterosteidae.
CUUCCGGCGCUACACUGGUUUUUCUGGUGGGACUUGAUCCCGGAGGAAGACGGUCUCCAUGAUGACAACUUUAAAAUACCAACGGUAGCCCGAGCGGAUUCCAACCGCCUGACGGAAAUUAUUCAAACAAACAAUGUCCGUUUCUCGUCGUCGCGUCGCUCCGGUUUUUAUUGAAUUAGCUUAGCGUGCUAACGUUAGCUCUCGAGCUAGCAUGGAGUCGCUGCUUUUGUUUACGUCCUGAUGAUGGGCCCGGAGAGACGCGUUAGCUAACCCAGCUACCAGGCGUGUUCGACGGGAGAGGGUCCUCCCAACGCCCGCCCUGUGAGGACCGGGUGGUGGGCAACGGGGAAGGCGGGGGCGGGGGGUCGUCUUAUCGGACCUGCUGUCACCUCCGGGCGAUGGAAGUGUCCCCUCAGGAUCCACCUCUCAUGGCCAUGGACCUGUCCAAGAGUUUCUCCCUGACCCGCGGCCACGCCGAGGCCCUGGACCUGGCCAAGAAGCCUGAGUGGUACCACCGGCGCCCGAGCUGCAGCACUGAGCUGGGCUCCCCGUACCGGUCCAGAGCCUCGUCGUCCUACAGCGCUCCGCUGCACCCGGAGCCGGGCGCGCCCCUCCACCGCCGGGACGUGGAGCCGGGCCCCGAGUCCCUGGGCUACAUGAAUGCGACCCUGGCUCCCGGGUUGGAUCUGUACUGCGACGGCGGCCUCUGGCGCCCGGGCUUCUACGGGCCCGACCAAACCGCCGGCCCUGUUCUGGAGAGCAGCGGCGGCGAGGAGAGCGACAGCGGCAGCGGCUCCGACGUUAUUUUCCUGGUGUCCUCCGCCGAGGAGCCGCUCCUGUGUGGCUCCUUCCUCCAGGACGACGUGCGGCACAUCGCCGAGGCCCCGUCCCCGGCCGGCUCCUCGCUGGACGCGCCGAGGGGUUGCUACCGCCUCCCUCGGCCCCCGAGCUCGCCCAGUCCCGACAGCUCGUACUCGGAGGAGUCGUCGGACAGCUCGGCGGACAUCCCCGUCCACCACGCCCGACCCGUUGUGCUCCUGUCCGACCUCGGCGGCGCCUACGGGAACCCCGGCGCGUCCCCACCCGACCUUUCCAGCGACAACAGUGACGUUGUGGAAGUUGUGGUCACCCACGGAAAGGAGAAGACGCCGAGCGGUCGUCUGGGGAGAGAACCUCCUUCGCACAGCGAGGACGAAAAGGCCUCGCCCAGAGGAGUCCGCCGCAGCCCCCGAACCAGGAAACGCGCGUCCGACUCGCCUCCGUUCACCUGCGGCGGGUCUCGCCACACCUUGAGGAGGCGAGCCAAAAGCGACGUGGUGGGCAUCUACAACGAAAACUGCGACUCCGACGCCGCAAUGGACUUCGCGGCGAGGUCGUUCACCUCCGACGCCGGCUCAGAGGAGGAGGCGGCCUCGCGGCCUGCCGCGCCGCUGAGGGCGAGCGGCGGCUCGGAGGAGGCGGAGGCCCGGACAGACGGGAAAUGGCCGCAGAGAGAGGCGAGGGAGCGCCGGCCUCCUCGCAAAGUCUCCAAGCCCGCCGCUGCCCCCGCCGCCGGCGGUAAAAGCCAGAGCGUGAGAACUAAACAGAAACCAACGGAGAAGAAGACGAAGAAGAAAAGCGUUGCCCGGCGGAGGAAGAGGACGCGCUCGCACACCGGACCGGCCGCUCUGUUUCCCCCCCGAGAGCCGGAGAUUAAGCUCAAAUAUGCAAACGUGAAGAAGGAGAAAAAGAGCAAGCGAGUUGGGAGCUUCUGCCCUUUUGUCCACGUGAGGAAGAAGCUGUGCACCGUCGUCAACUACGAGGAGGAGGAGGAGCCUGUGAGGACCAGCGGAGCGCGCCGACGGAAAGACCCCGCUUCUCCGUCCGGGUUCGUUCCCGGUACUUCCUGUUUCCAGCUGGGCCGGUCGGGCCUGGACGGCGGAAGUCCAGCGGCGCCGCCGCUGUGCAGCUUGUGCGGUCAGACGGCCAACGCCGGGGGCCUCGGGGACCUCCACGGCCCGUACCGCCCCGCCAACCCGCCUGCGGACCACCGGGCCGGGCCGAGCGAGGGGGGGCGCUCGCCGGUCAGCAGGCGCUCGGCGAAUUCUUCCGAGGACGGUUGUUACGGUUACGACCGCCCCGCCGUCGAGAGCCCGCUGCCGGGCGCCGGGCGCUCCCCCCCGCGCGUGCACGAGGGCUGGAUCCACGAGGACUGCGGCGUCUGGUCCGCCGGCGUCUCCCUGGUCGGGGGGAAGCUGUUCGGGUUGGAGGAGGCGGCGCGGCUCGCGCGGGAAACCAUGUGUUCCGCGUGCCGGCAGACAGGCGCAAUAACGGGAUGUUUCCAGAAGGGCUGCGCGCGCAGUUAUCACUACAGAUGUGCCAUUCAGUCAGACUGUGUCUUAAACGAGGAGAACUUCUCGCUGAGAUGUCCGGAGCACAAAAACAAACUGUUGACUCUUGUAACCAGGCAACAAAAGAGAUGACAACAAAAGACGUUUGGGGGAAGUGGAGAAUGAUCCACAGAUCUCCGGUUUCUCCUCCUUUUAACACGAUUAACGUGAAGGAAAAACCUGCUGAUGAGAAUCCACAUCAGACGAAUCGAUCAGGGGCCACUUCCAGAUGUUUUUAUAAGACGUGUGCGUGUGUGCGUGUGUGUGUGUGUGCGUGUGUGUGUGUGUGUGUGUGUGUGAGAGAGUGCAUUUGUGUCUUUGUGUGGAUAUUUAUUCCUCUUCUCGUCCCAAAUAUCCAUUUUGUUAUUUCAACAUGAUUAUAUUAGAGUUUAAAUGAGCUUUAUUGAUGCAUUUUUAUGGGAGGAAAUCUUUAUAUUUCUUUUCUUUCUACAGUUUUCUACUAUUUUUUUAAAUUGCUGUCGUGCUUUGUUCAUCACACAAGAAGAACGCUUAUUUAUUUUCACAGAGCCGCGUGCACAGUGACGUUUGCUACCGUGCACUUUGCCGCUUGUUAUUUAUGUGUAGACUUAAAUUUAGAGUAAGAACGUGGAGUUUCUGUUCGACGCCUCCGACAACAAAAUCACAGAAGAAAUCUAAGAGAAAAUGAUUUGACUAAUAUUUGAGUUGUGAUUCUAAUCACAAACAAAUACUGGUUCCAACUUGGCGAUUUGCAUAUUUAAAUAUUACGUUUCGGUCUUUGGGAAUGUAAACAGGAAGUAAAAUAAUUUGCAGUAUUUGGGUGACUUUUUACAGAGUUAAAAACUGAUUCUGGACCAGCAGAUUUAUGGACAUUUAUUUGGCUAAAUGUGAAUAAAAGGAUGAGAUUCUCCUCACUGAGCUCAUUAAAACGUCUUCGUCACAUGAAACAUCGUUUACAUACGUAGACAGACACACGUGUUCCUGUUAUUUGGCCUCAUUUAUUCCUGCUGCCAUGUGACGCUUUAACGUCUGUUCUUAAAUCCACACAAUGGGACAGAAGACGCUUUCAUUAUUUAAAUUCAGAGAUGUUCCACCUUUCGUUAAUUCAUGUUAUUUAAUAAAAGUCAAUACAACCAAAACUCA